ACAAAACAAAAAAAAACAAACAAACAAACAAACAAAUACAUAAUCCCAAGGCACUCAUUCAUGGAAUGUUCUUGUGCCGGAAUCUCUUCUCCACCCCCAACAUCAAUUUCCCUCCCUCCCGUCCUUCCCCCUUCCCUCCAACAUGCGAAAGCGCAACAGCCUCCGCAGCUUCGGGGCUUGUCCCGGCAAGUUGGGUCGGAGGUGCUUUCUCAGGUAUAAAAAACACGCGGGAUCCAGCGAAACGCUCGAUUGACCAGAUAUCGGAGAAAAGCACAGCGGGUCGAGACCUGCAACGACGAAGUGAAGCCCCCUCACGUUCAGCGACGUCGUUGUGCUGUGCGCCGCCUUUCGACAUUACAGCACCGCGUGCAGCGAGACCUGCUGCCUGGCGCACGGCCUUGAAUCCUUCCGGCGUAUAAAAGAGCUGUGCAGCCCAUGGCUUCCCAUCGCUCCAUUCACCAAGCACUCUCCAAGCCCCUACACAUCAGUGCGGCCACGACUCUUCUUGUUGCUCAAAUUCCCCAGGACAGGACAAGACAGCUCAGGACACGACAAGACAACCCAGCGAGCAACACCCGAGAGGGGACGGGAUUCCCAACCAACCCCAGCGGUGAACGAUCGUUGUCACGCAGUGGGCGCACAAUGGAGACGCUUGCCAAGCGCGUCGUGUUCGUGGCGCUCCUCGUCCAGGCCGCUCUGCUACCGAUGCUCUCCAUGGCGGCUGACGCCGAUCCCAUCCAGGACUUCUGCGUCGCAGACGCCUCCAGCACGCUCACCAUCAACGGUCUGGUGUGCAAGCCCGCGGCCGACGUGAAGGUGAACGACUUCCUGUUCAGGGGCCUCGACAAGCCCGGCAACACCGGCGGCCCCACUGCCAACGCCGUCACGCCCGUGGCCGCCGCUCAGCUCCCCGGCCUGAACACUCUGGGCAUCUCCCUGGCUCGCCUGGACUUCGCCAAGGGCGGCAUCAACGUACCCCACAUCCACCCUCGCGCCACCGAGGUCCUGGCGCUGCUGCAGGGGGAGCUGUACGUCGGGUUCGUCAGCACCACCAACAACACGCUGUUCGCCACCACGCUGUACGCGGGCGACGUGUUCGUGUUCCCCAGAGGGCUGGUCCACUUCCAGCUCAAUGUGGGCAAGGGCGCGGCGGUGGCCAUCGCGGCGCUCAGCAGCCAGAACCCGGGAGUGCAGCAAGUGGCGCCGGCGCUGUUCGCAGCCAACCCUCCCAUCAACGACGAGGUGCUGGAGAAGGCGUUCCACCUGAACCAGAACCAAGUCCAGCACAUCAAGGCCAGCUUCGUCAAGGCUUGAGCGUCACCACACAGCGCCGUCCAAUUGCUCUCGUACCUUUGAGCGCACGCGCAUCCAGGAGGUAGCGCAUUGCAACGCCUCGGAUUCGUCCCAAACCGACUGCACGCGCAGCUGGCAUGGCAUGGAGGCCGCGCGUCUGAGCACCACAACAGCACGAAGCAUAUGUACGCCCUGUUAGUUGUAGUUGAGGCUGUAGUGAGUGGAGAAGUAGGCUAGGUUUGCGCCAGAGUCGACGGCCGUCGCUGCGAACUGAGCUGUCGGCGUUGUUCUAUAGCCUAGCCUAGUGUAGUGUGCAUUCAUCGUGGGGCGACGUUGUGUCUCGCUUUCACGCCCUCCAUCAGCCAAGAUUCUAUUCAACCAAGUGCUGGCAUCACACCUGGGAUCCCAUUCCGGCCUUCCUUGA
Physcomitrium patens is the source of this 1717-nucleotide messenger RNA. Its product is annotated as putative germin-like protein 2-1. NCBI's taxonomy places the organism in Eukaryota, Viridiplantae, Streptophyta, Bryopsida, Funariales, Funariaceae. Gene Ontology annotation, molecular function: manganese ion binding. The record is from RefSeq and is a predicted model, not a curated record.